This is a messenger RNA of Sphenostylis stenocarpa, 1422 nucleotides long. NCBI's taxonomy places the organism in Eukaryota, Viridiplantae, Streptophyta, Magnoliopsida, Fabales, Fabaceae. The record is from the annotation of a GenBank genome assembly.
AUGGAAACCAAUUGUAACUGCAACAAGAGCUUCGCCGACAGUUACAUGUUGUUGAAGCCCGAUGAUGCGGGUUUCUUUGAUCUUCUUCGUAUAUUAAUUUCCAGAAAGGUAUCACACAGGAAGUUUGUGGAAAGCCAUGUAGAUGAUGAUUUGGAGCAAAGUUUGGGUCAUCGAUGGCUCAUAUUUAUUUCUGUUUCAGCUCAGAAGCUUUUGCAGCUUGUGGCUAAGCCAUUGUCACUCUUUGGAACUUGGAUUGAGCAUUUCAUCAAUCUGGUUGCCCUCAACGGUGGUCUAUUAAUAAGGCUUGUUCCCAACCUCAUCAAAGGUAAAUUGGUCUUGCCCGAUCCUAAAUCAGAAAAAUAUUUGUCUUUAAUUGGAAAUUUGGAUGUGCGAAUAAAGUUGGACGUGGUCGACCGUGAAGAUUGUAAGUACUAUCCUGCACUUUCUAUGAUGGCUUCCAAAGCAUCCUACGAGAACGAAGCUUUCCUUAAAACUACCGUCGAAGAUAACUGGAAGAUGGAAUUUGUGGGGCUUUACAACUGCUUUAAUGAAUAUCAAGGAAAGGCCACAACUCAAUUCUUGAUUGCUUUGGAUAAGCAUCAAGAUCGCCACACUUAUGUUGUAGCCUUCAGAGGAACGGAACCCUUCCAUGCUGAUGCAUGGUGCACUGAUCUUGAUAUCUCCUGGUAUGGGAUUCCCGGCGUUGGAAGAAUUCAUGGUGGCUUUAUGAAGGCCUUAGGGCUACAGAGGAACGUUGGGUGGCCAAAGGAAAUUGGAGAACGAGACGAGAGUCUUCCCCCCUUAGCCUACUACCUCAUCAGGGACAUUCUAAGACAAGGUUUGAGCGAAAACAAGAAAGCAAAGUUCAUAGUCACAGGGCAUAGUUUGGGAGGAGCACUCGCAAUACUCUUUGGGACGAUCUUGUGUUUGCACGACGAGGCUUUGUUGUUGGAGAGGCUGGAAGGGAUCUACACCUUUGGGCAACCGAGGGUUGGAGAUGAGGUGUAUGCAACGUAUAUGAGACAAAAAUUAAAGGAACAUUCUGUCAGGUAUCGUAGGUUUGUUUACUGCAACGACCUUGUUCCGAGGUUGCCCUACGAUGACCAGGAAAUGAUGUUCAAGCAUUUUGGGACAUGUCUUUUCUUUAAUAGGCGCUAUGAACUUGAGGUUCUUGAAGAGGAACCAAAUAAGAACUACUUCUCACCGUGGUGCAUGAUACCCAUGAUGUUGAACGCAAUCUUAGAACUCAUAAGGAGCUUCGUUAUUGUGUACCAAAAUGGACCUUACUACAGAGAAGGAUGGUUUCUCUUUGGUUUCAGGACUAUAGGGUUAAUAAUACCUGGCCUACCUUCUCAUGGUCCCCAAGAUUACAUUAAUUCCACUCUCUUAGGAACGAUUGAAAAGCACUUCAAAGUAGAGUGA